Molecule: messenger RNA, 948 nt
Organism: Exophiala bonariae
Lineage: Eukaryota; Fungi; Ascomycota; Eurotiomycetes; Chaetothyriales; Herpotrichiellaceae
Exons: 2
Coding region: 1-948 (315 amino acids)
Biological process (GO): proteolysis
Molecular function (GO): peptidase activity
Source: RefSeq, a predicted model, not a curated record
AUGUCCGAGUCAACAUCCAACCCGCAAGUCGUCGAAGGGACCGUCUCGUUCAAACACCCUUCGCUCCCAAAGCCGUGUGAGACAUGGUACAAGGUCGUUGGCGACCUCAAGUCAUCCGCCAGCGGACGCCCGCUGGUGACUGUCCAUGGCGGACCAGGCAUGGCGCACAACUAUCUCCUGAAUCUGACGGGUCUUCACACCAAGCACAACAUCCCGGUCAUCUUCUACGACCAAGUCGGCACGGGGCGGUCAACACACAUCCGCGAGAAGCGGCUCGACACCUCAUUCUGGACGCCUCAACUCUUCAUCGCGGAGCUCGACAAUCUGGUGGAACACCUCGGCAUAUCCUCCGACUUCGACCUGCUCGGCCAGUCAUGGGGUGGAAUGCUCGGCUCCAUGUUUGCCAUUCGUGGUCAUCCGGGACUCAAGCGCCUCAUCAUCUCCAAUUCACCGGCCAGCAUGCCCCUGUGGAUUGAGAGCUGCAACGCAUGGCGCGCCGAACUUCCACGGGAGAUUGACGACGCACUGCAGAAACACGAGGACAACAAAACCUACGAUGACCCUGAAUAUCAAGCGGCCGUGGAAUACUUUUACAAGAGGCACCUAUGUCGAGUGUCUCCGUUUCCGAAAGACCUCACCGACACCAUCGCUUGGGUCGAAAAGGACGACACGGUAUACAUGACCAUGAAUGGACCCAGUGAGUUCACGGUCGUGGGCAGUCUCAAGACAUGGAGUGUCGUCGAUGAGGUGCACAAGAUAAAUAUACCGACGUUGGUCUUGAAUGCCGAGUUUGACGAGGCGAGAGAUAGCUGCGUAUACCCCUAUUUCUCCAACAUUCCAAAGGUCAAAUGGUAUACCUUCCCCGGCGCAAGUCAUUGCACAAAUCUGGAGAUCCCAGAAAAAUAUAUUGAGGUGGUUUCCGAGUUUCUCCUUUCGAAAGCAAAGUGA